Iphiclides podalirius (scarce swallowtail) is the source of this 972-nucleotide messenger RNA. NCBI's taxonomy places the organism in Eukaryota, Metazoa, Arthropoda, Insecta, Lepidoptera, Papilionidae. The record is from the annotation of a GenBank genome assembly.
AUGCAAAGCGUAAUUAAUACGGUAAAAGGGACCGCUUUGGGCGUCGCUGGAUAUUUAACUCCCGUGUUGAAGGAGUCGAAAUUUCAAGAGACCGGCGUCCUCACCCCCGAGGAGUUCGUGGCCGCCGGCGACCAUUUGGUGCACCACUGCCCCACGUGGCAGUGGGCGCGCGGCGAGGAGGCCAAGCUGCGGCCCUACCUGCCCCCCGACAAACAGUUCCUCAUCACGCGGAACGUGCCGUGCUACAGGCGAUGUAAACAGAUCGAGUAUUGCGAAGACAAGGAGAAGAUAAUAGAGGCUGAGAACGAUGAGGAUGGAGGCUGGGUGGACACGCACCACUACGACUCCACUGGGUCGCCCACCGUAGAAGAGAAGGUGUGCGAAAUGACGCUUGAGGCGGCGGAGACGGGGGACAGCGGCUGCGAGGGGGCCGACGGGGGGGAGGACGAUGAUGAUGACGACGAGGAGGAGGGGGAGGCGGAGGACAUGGAGCAGUUCCAGGAGUCGGGGCUGCUGGACGAGGUGGACCCGUCGACAGACCUGACCACCCGCAAGGAGCCGAAGCCGAAGAGCGAGGGCAGGCAGCGGCCGGGAGACGGCGACGACAUCGUCCGGACCCGAACCUACGACCUCCACAUCUCCUACGACAAGUACUACCAGACGCCGCGCCUCUGGCUCAUCGGCUACGACGAGGAGCGGAAGCUGCUGAGCGUGGAGCAGAUGUACGAGGACGUGUCGCAGGACCACGCCAAGAAGACCGUCACGAUGGAGGCCCACCCUCACCUCUCCGGGCCCAGCAUGGCCUCCGUGCACCCUUGCCGGCACGCUGAGGUGAUGAAGAAGAUCAUAGAGACGGUGGCGGGGGGAGGGGGCGCUGUGGGCGUCCACUCCUACCUCAUCGUCUUCCUCAAGUUCGUGCAGAGCGUCAUCCCCACCAUAGAGUACGACUUCACACAGAACUUCUCAAUCAAC